Neopelma chrysocephalum (saffron-crested tyrant-manakin) is the source of this 729-nucleotide messenger RNA. Its product is annotated as centromere protein P-like. Gene Ontology annotation, biological process: CENP-A containing chromatin assembly. Bases 253 to 729 code for a protein of 158 amino acids. The record is from RefSeq and is a predicted model, not a curated record. NCBI's taxonomy places the organism in Eukaryota, Metazoa, Chordata, Aves, Passeriformes, Pipridae. Gene Ontology annotation, cellular component: chromosome, centromeric region; nucleus. The transcript is spliced from 6 exons.
CCGGGUCUGAGGGCUCCGCUCCCCCCGCACAGCCGGGUCCGGGUCGGAGUCCGAAUCGGAGUCCGAGUCCGGGUCCGAGUCCUCCUUUCUCCGCUCCCUGAGCGCCGAGUCCUGCCGACCUCUCUCAGAGCCGAGCGGUCAGAGAUUAGUUCUUUGUCCCGUCCCUGCUGAUAUCUGGGAGCUGCCUGUAUUCACGGGUUUGCCGAAGAAAUAUAGUUAUUUUGUUUUGUGGAGUAACACUGAUUCUGAGAAAUGGACAACAACGUUUAUCAAGUUUAUGAAGAUGAAAUCCAGGCACUGGAAGAAGAAAUAAAACUCUUGACAGAAAAGUACGAAGAUAUCCUGCGAGAAUCCACCUUUUUUUCUGAGGAGGAGAUAUUGAAGUCAAUAAAAUCAUUCCAAAGAGAAACGCAGGGAGAAUCUAAGGGACAUGAAUCUCCGUCAGACCUGAAAGCUCAGCUUGAAAAUCUAGAAACAGAUCUGUCCUUUUUGAUGAAACUUACUGGUUUUCAGUUCACAAGUCAUUCCAAGAAAACAAUGGAAAAAACUAGAGACAGAACAGUGCAGAAGCACAGGUUGUCCGGGAAUUGUCACUCCCUGUCUUUUCAACUGGAAUUCCAGCUUCUUGAAGUGCAAAGCAAAGAGAAGGUGUCUUCUGUUAUUACUGAUCUCAACAUUAUAAUGGAAUCUGGAGAAGAUUCUGGUAUAAGCAAGUUUGUGUCAAGGUAA